Molecule: messenger RNA, 1426 nt
Organism: Durotheca rogersii
Lineage: Eukaryota; Fungi; Ascomycota; Sordariomycetes; Xylariales; Xylariaceae
Product: glycoside hydrolase family 43 protein
Exons: 3
Coding region: 121-1089 (322 amino acids)
Biological process (GO): carbohydrate metabolic process
Molecular function (GO): arabinan endo-1,5-alpha-L-arabinosidase activity
Source: RefSeq, a predicted model, not a curated record
GAAUUUACAAUAGGAACAAUAUUUUUUAAAGGUUACGAUUCCCCACGAGUGUAGUCCAUAAUGGGCCUCGGAGCUACUAUUUAGAACAUGUUACUCGUGAUGCUAACUUGAAGACAAAAUAUGAAGUUGCAUUCUGUAGUCUGGGUCAUCGGGACCUUGCAGGACAUCGUGUCCGGGUAUGCCAACCCUGAAGCUUGCUCGGGUACUUGCGUUAAUGCGCAUGACCCGUCCGUCAUCCGGCGAUCUGACGGGACGUACUUCCGCUUCUCGACCGGCGGCAAGAUAGCCGUCCAUACCGCGCCGGAUAUCAUGGGCCCGUGGACGUACAAAGGCGCGGUGCUCCCGUCAGGCUCCUCGAUAGACCUCGACGGGAACCAAGAUCUCUGGGCACCGGAAGUGGCUUUAGUGGGGAGCGCGUACUACUUGUACUAUUCUGUUAGCACGUUCGGCGUGCAAAACUCUGCCAUCGGCGUUGCAACGUCGUCUACCAUGGACGUAGGGAGUUGGAAGGACUUGGGAUCCACCGGGAUCAGAUCGUCGCCCGGGAAGCCGUACAACGCGAUAGAUCCGAGCCUUAUCAUCGCCGACGGGACGUACCUGCUCACCUUCGGCAGCUUCUGGAAGGACAUCCACCAAGUUCCUCUGAAGAACCCGCCCAAGACGGUAGCCAGCGGCGCCAGCGCGUACCAACUCGCCUACGAUCCCGCCACCACGGCCGAGGAGGGUGCCUGCGUGUUCAAGCGCGGGAGCUACUACUACCUCUUCUACAGCAAGGGACAGUGCUGCGGAUACGAUGCUAACAGGCCGCCAGCCGGUGGCGAGUACAAAAUUCUGGUCUGCCGCUCUACCUCCGCAACUGGGGGCUUCGUGGACGCCCGCGGCAACGCUUGCAGCAGCGGCGGCGGGACCGUAGUUCUCGAGUCGCACGGAUACGUGUACGGGCCGGGGGGGCAGGGCGUCUACGAUGACCCUAACUAUGGGCCUAUUCUCUACUAUCACUACGUCGAUACGAGAGUCGGGUACGCAGACGGCCAGAAGCGGUUCAGGUGGAACACUAUCAGCUUCUCCAGCGGCUGGCCUGUGGUCUGAAAAGGUGAAGUAAGCGUUAUUGGUAGAUUCGUUUCUUCCGUGCUUCUUCCGUGUUUCUAGGCUGGAUUAGCUGUUUGGGUGAUGGCGGCUUUUCUGAAUGAGACAUGUGUUAAAGGGACUACUCGGAAAGGAUCCGGUUUCCUAAACACUCGAUAUGUGUUGCGAACAGGAAUACAAGUAAAGUAUUGCCACCAAUAUCAAAGUCCCCCCGAGGAUUUCAUGCCCACUGGAUGUAAUCCCUUCGAACAUGAGCGGGGUGUAAUAUCCCCUUUAAUUCCGGCGCAGCCGCCCCUUUUCCACGAGUCCGUCUCAGCUGUCCGCCGCCUCCUGGGCCACC